Messenger RNA from Lodderomyces orthopsilosis Co 90-125, 888 nucleotides. RefSeq lists its product as uncharacterized. NCBI's taxonomy places the organism in Eukaryota, Fungi, Ascomycota, Pichiomycetes, Serinales, Debaryomycetaceae. The transcript has a single exon. Gene Ontology annotation, molecular function: phosphatidylinositol binding; SNAP receptor activity; SNARE binding. The record is from RefSeq and is a predicted model, not a curated record. Gene Ontology annotation, biological process: vesicle fusion; intracellular protein transport. Gene Ontology annotation, cellular component: SNARE complex; endomembrane system. The coding region runs from base 1 to 888 and encodes 295 amino acids.
AUGCCCGUAACGAUACCCACGGAAGUCGAAAUCGAUGGCUCUACAUAUUACCAAAUUGACAUCAAACUACCGCUUCGAACAUACUCCAUCAAAAAGCGAUACUCAGAUUUUGAACAACUAGUUGAUACUUUAUGUCAUGAAUUGGGCAUUAAUCAUAAAGAUUUCCCUUACGCAUUACCAGGCAAACGAAUCAACUGGUUGAACAAAUACAACGUGAUCGAAGAAAGGAAAAGAGGUCUUACCGAGUUUCUUAAUGCCAUGAUCGACGACCGCUCGCUACAGAAUGAACGUGAGUUUAUAAACUUUUUACAAUUGCCCAAAAACUUCAAAUUUCAAGAUCGACCCCAGGUGACAAAUGAAAACUGGCAUGAGUUAUAUCGUAAAACAAAGACUGAACUUUUUGAUCUACUGACUACCUAUGGCUCAAAUUUGAUUAAAUUGAAAGAACAAAUUAGAAAAUCUAUCCAACCUUCAAUAACUGACUUGAUCACUUCCAGUUCUAUUGAAGACAAGACUGAAUCGCAAAGACGAAGGGAUAUGAUUAGUCAACUACAAUCGAAAAUAGAUGAAAUGUUGAUUCAACCACAACAACUGAAUGUCAAGGCAUUUUCGCGAGUAUUGGGUGGAGGUGGAAAUGUUAAAGAGACGGAGGAAACUCUCCCUUUGAAUAACAAGGAACUUUUACAACAUCAAGUGCAGAUACAUCAAACCCAAGAUCAAGAAUUGGAACAAUUGAGAAAAAUUAUUGCUCGACAACGACAGAUUGGGGAGACAAUUAGUGCAGAAGUUGAAGAGCAGAAUGCAAUGUUGGACCAAUUUAAUGAGGAGGUGGAGCAAACCACAGAUAAAAUUAAACAAGCAAGGAGAAGAACGAGAAAGAUAUUGUGA